Messenger RNA from Rosa rugosa (rugosa rose), 1626 nucleotides. RefSeq lists its product as uncharacterized. NCBI's taxonomy places the organism in Eukaryota, Viridiplantae, Streptophyta, Magnoliopsida, Rosales, Rosaceae. The coding region runs from base 1 to 1626 and encodes 541 amino acids. The record is from RefSeq and is a predicted model, not a curated record. Gene Ontology annotation, molecular function: nucleic acid binding; RNA-DNA hybrid ribonuclease activity. The transcript has 4 exons.
AUGACGUCCCCUAAGAAGGUUCUUAAAUUGGAUAUUAGUAUGGCUUACGACAGGGUGGAACUUUCUGAAAGAGGUUAUGUUAAAGUUAGGGUUUACGGAGGAUUAGGUGACUCUAAUUAUGAGGUGCGUGACCUCUGUCUCAUUUUCUGUUUUGUGGAAGGCCAACCAAUUGGAAAUUUCAGACUAACAAGAGGGAUUUGGCAGGGUGAUCCUUUGUCACCUUACCUAUUUCUGUUUGUCUCUGAGGGUUUAUCUGGCUUACUACAUCAUGCAGAUUCUAUGGGGUUGAUACAAGAGAAAAGUGUACCUUUGAAGCAAUGUCUACUUCUUUACGAACAUGCAGCCGGCCAGCAUAUCAACUUUCAGAAAUCCGCUUUAUCUUUUGGACCAAAAACUGAUGGCCAGGUAAUGAAUGAAAUAAAAGACAUUAUGAAUGUGCCGAUUGUUGAUUUUCAUGUGAAGUAUCUGGGUUUUCCAACUACUAUAGGAAGAAACAAGAAGGAAGUGUUCAGGAAGAUAAAUGAAAGGCUGGAUUUUCACCUUCAAGGAUGGCAAGAGAAGUUCCUCUCAAAAGCAGGUCUCACCCCAUCUGCAAUAUGGAGGGGGUUAUUAUGGGGAAAGCAAGUGAAUGAUACGGGAAUUCGGUGGAGAAUUGGGAAUAGGAGAAGAGUGAGUAUAGUUAGUGAUCGAUGGCUGCCUUGUCUGAUUGGUUUUAAAGUGGUGAGCCCGGUGUCAUUGCCAAGACAUCAGAAGGUGGAGUCUUUAUUCAUGGCAUCAGGAGCUUGGGAUGUACCGUUAUUGAAGUCCAUCUUCUUACCUCAUGAAGCUGACAUGAUUUUAAGUAUGCCUAUAGGGCUCAGAACUGUACCUGACAAGCUUGUUUGGCACUUUACAAAGACAAGAGUGUAUACCGUGAAAUCGGGGUACUGGGUGGCCAGAGAUAUGCAGAACCGGAAAACAGGCCCUAUUGCAAGCACAAGCCAUGAUGAUAAUAAGAAGUUGUGGAGUAGACUGUGGAGCUUGAAUAUACCCCAUAAAGAGUGUCCAGGGGCUAAGGGUGCAUGGAAAAAGUCAUUUUUAAAAGGAGUACAUAUGACAUGGCAGGAACAUUCUUUCUUUGACUUAUUGUAUCAUGUACACUUAUCUGCUACUGAACAUGAACUAGCUACUUUUUGUUAUAUUGCAUGGUGGAUUUGGCGAAACAGAAUCCUUCAUAGACAUAGGGAGAAAAGCAUGGGACCUGGUGAGUUAUUCGAGGUAGCAGUUUACUGGCAGAUUGAAUAUGAAAGGAAUUGCUUCAAGGUCAAGGACAUAACAAAGAUUGUCUCUUCAAAUCGAGUCAGUUGGAAACCCCCUCAUGAAGGAAGCCUAAAGAUGAAUUUCAAUGGAGCUUGUGAUGUAAAGAAUGGUUUGUAUGGGUUGGGAGUUAUUUUCCGAGAUAGCCAAGGAGCUAUGAAGGGUGCAAUGGCAGUCCCCCAAGUUGGAAACCUCCCUCCUAGAUCAGUGGAAGCCUUGGCGUUACUGCAUGGUCUUCGGUUUGCGUUGCAUGUGGGAUUUCUCAACAUUGAAGUGGAAGGUGAUGCACUCUCAGUGAUCAAUAGUUUUAUGAUAGUUUUGAUGAUUUAA